Messenger RNA from Photinus pyralis (common eastern firefly), 567 nucleotides. RefSeq lists its product as uncharacterized. NCBI's taxonomy places the organism in Eukaryota, Metazoa, Arthropoda, Insecta, Coleoptera, Lampyridae. The record is from RefSeq and is a predicted model, not a curated record. Bases 77 to 526 code for a protein of 149 amino acids. The transcript has 3 exons.
UUCAACUAUCGUCAUUGACAUAUCGCCCGAGUUUUUCCAGUAAAUUUUAGUUCUUUUCCAAAUUUUUCCAUUCACAAUGGCGGACGUCGCCGAAGAUCUAAAUUAUGACUGCAACUACAAUAUGUUCCUUACAAAGACAAUGAUGGGAAACCUGACCGCAGUAAACGAUCGAGAAAAAGUAGUUCGAUGGAUGAGAAAGUUGGCGACAUGCAAUCGCACCUUGGCCGAAAUGAGAUUAAGAAACGAUUUUAUGUAUUAUCUGGUUUUGAACGUGCAAAAUGGAGAACUACGCCCGCCGUUCACUGAAAAUCCGCCGCAAGGACCGUUACCGGCAUUGGCGCACCUUUUGCCGGGUGGAGCUGAAGCUGCCGGUGAUGAAGGUGCAUGGAUUGAUUCGGCAUUUGGAAAGCAGAAACCAAUGUUAUAUCAGCAUUCGCCAGACGGGGGAGCCUUUCUGGCCGCCCAGCCUAUACCACGUUGCGGAGCGUUCUGUUAUUUGGCCGUUGUUAGCAGAGCAAAACCUUAGAUGAUUUUAAAUUUUUAUUACACGCAAUAUUUUUAAUGACA